Gilbertella persicaria is the source of this 1088-nucleotide messenger RNA. Its product is annotated as pre-RNA processing PIH1/Nop17-domain-containing protein. The transcript is spliced from 2 exons. Gene Ontology annotation, cellular component: cytoplasm; ribonucleoprotein complex; R2TP complex. The record is from RefSeq and is a predicted model, not a curated record. The coding region runs from base 63 to 803 and encodes 246 amino acids. Gene Ontology annotation, biological process: rRNA processing; box C/D snoRNP assembly. Lineage: Eukaryota; Fungi; Mucoromycota; Mucoromycetes; Mucorales; Choanephoraceae.
UGUCAAAAAAAAAUAUUUUUCUUUCUUUCUUUCUUUCUUUGUUUCCUUCUUUUUCUUUUUCAAUGCCUAUUCUCGAAGUGACUGAAGACCAAAAUCCGUUUUUAAUAGAAAAGCCUAAAAAAGACUUUGAGCAACUUACACAAGAAGAAAAGACAGCUUUGUUAGAUCAGCUUUCUUCUCAAGCUGAUCCUGAAGCCUUUGAACGUUUAGCAGCUCACUUUUUAAACCAAGCAACCAAGCAAGACUUUAAUACAGUCAAUGUACAACCUCAACCUGGCUUUGUGUGCAAGACACGUGUCAUUCAAUCCAAGCAGUAUGCAGUCAACACAGUUGUUUAUAUCAAUAUCUGUUACGCGUCUGCUAUUCCUGCACCACCUUUAACUGACGAAAAGGAAAUUCAGAAAGCAUUAAAUGCAGAUCCCAAUUCAAACUAUAAAGUACCCCUGAGUAUGGGACAAUUACGCUAUGAUGAAAAAAAUGCCCUUGUCAUGGAUGCUUGUGUUCAUACACAACCUUACUUAAGAAGUGAAAAAGAUCUGGAUUUUAGACUGUAUAUUUUGGAAUUAGCGAUGGAAUACGUGGAGGAUCUCUUGUCUGUCUCACUCAGUCGAGAAUUCACUAUGCCAAACACAAAAUGCAUUGGAAAGAUACCAACACGUGUAUUGCGUUUGCCAAAGCCUUCUUUGUUAUCGUCUGUGAUGUCUAAACCCAAGCAGCCAUACACUAUGUUCGUAGAAUCAGAAUUCCUCACAAUUGUAAUUCCAAUGCCUGAUACAGUAAACAUCCCAAACAAACAUGCAUAAAUGAAACACUAAUGUUACGCUUAGAACGCACGCCACUGGACAGUCGAUAUUGAACCACAUCAAAUCACACUCAACCAACUUAUGAUUCCUUUAUCUCAUCCUAUUCUAGUCAGUGAUAGCCAAAAUAAGGUUGAUUUUUAUAAAAAGACACAAGAUUUAGUGAUUCAAUUAAAAUUACAAAAGAGAAAGCAAUACCUAUGAUGCCACGGCAACUUCUUAUUGGUUCCUAAGGAAAUGUUAAUUAUUUCAAGUCACACAAAGCAUUAAAAAAGUAUAUGUCAACUG